CUGCUCUCUGCUGAGAUCCUGCACCACCGGGGACUGGUGGAGCGUCUGCUGGGGAUCUCGGACCCACUGCUCCACUCCUGCCGGCAGCCCCUCCAGCCCUCGGUGCAGGCACUGCGGGAGCACACGGAGCAGCUCUUCCUGCGCAGCGGAGCCUGCGCCGUACAGCUGGAGCACGCCCAGUCCCUGCUCGCCCAGUUCUCCGAGGCCCACGAGGAGCUGUCGCCCUGGCUGGAGGAGACACAGGUUGUCGGGGUGCAGCUUUCCCCCAAUGCCAUAAGCUAUGAGGCUUUCAAGGAACAGCAGGCGCUGCUGCAGCACAAGCUUGAGGAGAACCUGCUCUUCUCGGGCAAGUUCACAGACGCGCUGCAGGCCCUCAUGGACUGGCUGUACCGGGCUGAGCCACAACUCAGCGAGGAUGUGCCCGUUGGAGGAGACCGGGACCUGGUCAGUGACCUCAUGGACAAGCACAAGGCGGAGGAGUUUCACACCCUGGUGCACUCCUUCCUGGGUCGCCUCUCAGAGUCAGAGAAAACCCUCAAGUACGGUGUCUUCCCCGAGGAGGAGCUGGCUGUGCAGGAGUGCCAGAACCAGCUGCAGGAGCUGAUGAAGUCCCUGCAGUGCCAGCAGCUGGAGCUGGAGUGCAUCACCUCGCUGGGAGAGGAGAUCCUCUCCACCUGCCACCCGGACUCCGUCAUCACCAUCAAGUCCUGGGUCACAGUCGUCAAGAGCCGCUUCCAGGAGGUGAAUAGGCAAGUAGCCCAGUGCAACUGUGCCAAGCGCUUCCAGGUGGAGCAGAUCAGCGCCAACAGGUACCGGUUCGGGGAGUCCCAGCAGCUGCGGAUGGUGCGGAUCCUGCGCAGCACCCUGAUGGUGCGGGUCGGCGGGGGCUGGAUCGCGCUGGAUGAGUUCCUGGUGAAGAACGACCCCUGCAGAGUGAAGGGAAGGACAAACCUGAAGAUCAAUGAGAAGUACCUGUCCCCAGACGCCUUCGGGGCUGCCACGGCCAAGUGUGCAGGGAACCAGUCGGCCCCCUCCUCCAAAGUGCUGUCCCCGCCCCCCCCACCCCCAGCCCCAGCCUCUACAGCAGCGCCUCAGCCCCCAGCAGCCCCCUGGCCAGGAAGAGAGUCCUGA
This is a messenger RNA of Pygoscelis adeliae (Adelie penguin), 1131 nucleotides long. RefSeq names its product dystonin-like. Lineage: Eukaryota; Metazoa; Chordata; Aves; Sphenisciformes; Spheniscidae. Gene Ontology annotation, biological process: intermediate filament cytoskeleton organization; wound healing. Gene Ontology annotation, cellular component: intermediate filament; membrane; cytoplasm. Gene Ontology annotation, molecular function: microtubule binding; structural molecule activity. The record is from RefSeq and is a predicted model, not a curated record. The transcript is spliced from 9 exons. The annotation marks the transcript as partial.